Molecule: messenger RNA, 1959 nt
Organism: Balaenoptera musculus (blue whale)
Lineage: Eukaryota; Metazoa; Chordata; Mammalia; Artiodactyla; Balaenopteridae
Gene: PCYT2
Product: phosphate cytidylyltransferase 2, ethanolamine
Exons: 14
Coding region: 68-1291 (407 amino acids)
Biological process (GO): phosphatidylethanolamine biosynthetic process
Cellular component (GO): cytoplasm
Molecular function (GO): ethanolamine-phosphate cytidylyltransferase activity
Source: RefSeq, a predicted model, not a curated record
CGUGCGUGCGCGAGCUGCGGCGGCUGGGAGUGGGGAGCCGGCCGUGCCGCGCCGCCGGUUCGGGGCCAUGAUCCGGAACGGGCACGGGGAGGCAGGCGGCGCCGAGCGGCCGGGUCCAGGGGGCAGGCGCGCCGUGCGGGUGUGGUGCGACGGCUGCUAUGACAUGGUACAUUAUGGCCACUCCAAUCAGCUGCGCCAGGCACGGGCCAUGGGUGACCACCUCAUCGUGGGUGUACACACUGACGAGGAGAUCGCCAAGCACAAGGGGCCCCCGGUGUUCACUCAGGAGGAAAGGUACAAGAUGGUGCAGGCCAUCAAGUGGGUGGACGAAGUGGUGCCAGCAGCCCCCUAUGUCACCACGCUGGAGACGCUGGACAAGUACAGCUGCGACUUCUGCGUCCACGGGAAUGACAUCACGCUGACUGUAGAUGGCCGGGACACCUACGAGGAAGUGAAGCAGGCUGGGAGGUACAGAGAAUGCAAGCGCACCCAGGGGGUGUCCACCACAGACCUUGUUGGCCGCAUGCUGCUCGUGACCAAGGCCCAUCACAGCAGCCAGGAGAUGUCCUCCGAGUACCGGGAGUACGCAGACAGCUUUGGCAAGCUCUCUCACCCGACACCCUCCAGGGAGACACUUUCCUCAGGAGGCUCCUCCCGGUGUCCUGGGGGGCGGAACCCUUGGACGGGGGUGUCCCAGUUUUUACAGACAUCCCAGAAGAUCAUCCAGUUUGCUUCGGGGAAGGAGCCCCAGCCAGGGGAGACGGUCAUUUACGUGGCUGGUGCUUUUGACCUGUUCCACAUCGGGCACGUGGACUUCCUGGAGAAGGUACAUGGCCUGGCGGAGAGGCCCUACGUCAUCGCCGGCUUGCACUUUGACCAGGAGGUCAACCACUACAAGGGGAAGAACUACCCUAUCAUGAACCUGCAUGAGCGGACCCUGAGCGUGCUGGCCUGCCGGUACGUGUCCGAAGUGGUGAUUGGGGCCCCGUACUCGGUCACAGCAGAGCUCCUGGAUCACUUCAAGGUGGACCUGGUGUGUCAUGGGAAGACGGAAAUCGUGCCUGACAAGGAUGGCUCCGACCCAUAUGAGGAGCCCAAAAGAAGGGGUAUUUUCUGUCAGAUCGACAGUGGGAAUGACCUCACCACGGAUCUCAUUGUCCAGCGCAUCAUCAAGAACAGGCUGGAGUACGAGGCCCGGAACCAGAAGAAGGAGGCCAAGGAGCUGGCCUUCCUGGAGGCCAUGAGUCAGCAGGAGGCACGGCCCGAGAGGGAGAGUGACUGUGACUUCUGACCAGAGGGGAGAGGUCGCCAAGGGCCCUCCGAGUGCUGGCCCUGUCCCAGCCCUGCCUCGGGAGCUUGGCUCGGUUUUUAACGAAGCUGCGGUGCCCUCCUUUCCAACCACCCGGCCGUGGAAGGGCUGGUGUGGAGGACACUGCCUUUCACCCUGCCCGUGAGGUGUCCGUCUUGCAGCAGGCCCUCCUGCCCUUCCUGCCGAGCUGCACAGUGAGGGGAUCCAGCACAGUGGAGCAGCCCAACAGGCAGGAUGAGCAGGGGGCACCUUCAACAGAGGGGUGCCACCCUGCAUGCCCGGGAAGGCCCAGUUUCCAUCCUUCCGGCUCCGCUGCUGCUCCCCAUUCUGCCCCCAGGAAGCUCCUGCAGACCCUGGAUGUCCCCCACUGCCCAGCUCGAGGCGGUGGCCUUCCUGCCCGCCCGGCCUCCGUGGGAGCCAGCUUCAGGGAGCAGAGACCCAGGGGCUCGCCCCCUUUCCUCCUCAGAGUGCAGACCAUGCCGCCUCCCACGUGAGCGGCCUCUGCCCUGCAGUGUGUCCCUGAUGCCCCGGAGCCUGACGCCCGGACGCUGCGCCCCCUGCUUCCCGGGCCAGCCUCCCCACAGACUGUUCUCGGUUUUGUACCUGACCAGCUGGUGUGCAACUGAAUAAACCUGCUGGGAGGUGCUCUG